AUUUAAUAAAAUGAAACAAUUAAUGCUUAAUAUGGUGAAAACCUAUAAGCAAAUGAACAAACCGGAUGAUAAACAAAAUAUUAAAAACUAUGGGAGCAUCUAAUACCCAGAAUGCACUUUAGGAGGAAAUCAUAGUGGAGAAAUAUUGAGUUUAAUUUGUUUAGAGAAAGAGUGUUAAUAAAACCAAAUAUUAUGUUGUUGCAUAUGUUAAGAAGAAUUUCAUAAGGGUCAUUAACUGAAACCACUCAAGUUAUUGUUAUGCGAGUAUGAUUAAAAACAAAAGUAAUGCAAUUUCAAAAUAUUUAGAGAAUUUCAAAGUGGAACUUUAAAAUAAAGUGAAAAAGAUCUUCUGGUAAAAAAGAUUAAUGAAAAAGAAAUUAUAUCUUUAGAAUAAACUCGGGACCUAUAAUAGUAAAUUGUUUAAAAAUUGAAUAAAAUUCAGGAUCAUUAAAAAUAAUUUUUUGAAAAUCUGAGGAAACUGGUAAAAUUAAGAGAAAUAGACAAUGGAAAUACAUGUAAAUUAAUAAAAUGAUAUUUUGAAGCUUUGGUCAUUGAAAAUAUUCUCAAUAAUUAAUAAAAUAGUUAAUUAUUUGGAAAAUUUGUAAAAGAGUUAUUAGAUGCAUUGAUAAUUUAAGAAUUACCUGAUUAAGAUCUAGGUUAUGAGGAAUUAAAUAAAGCAUUUGAUUUUCAUAUUAAAGAUUAAAGUGAUCGCAUAAAACAACUGGAGAAAUAAAUGUUCAUUGGAGUUCAUUAAUAGAUAGAAUUUUUAAUGUAGAAGACAUCAAAAAAUCUUAUCUAAACGUCCUGUAAUUUUGAAUUCUUACACAACAAUAAACACCCUUAGGUAGAAAUAGUUGAACCCUAAAUUGUAAAAGGUAUAAUUUAUAUGGUCAAUAUACAAGCAAGUUAAUCUACUCAUGGAUACAAAUUUGCAGUUAUGAAUCCCAGUUUGGAUAAAAACUAGGUUACAGUCUUUGGAUUCAAAUUGAAUGUAUUAAUGCCUUAAAUAUUAGAAUGUUCAUUCAAGUAAUUGGUUAGCUGUUGGUGCUUGUCAUUUAUCAGUAGUGUAGAGUAAACAAUUUGGAUUCGCAUUUCAAUCACUUGGACAUGGGGGAUAUUUAGUGUCAUCAAAUGGGGGUGCUUGGUCAAGUACAACUGCAAAUCAAAAUAAUGUUGUUAAGUGUUUCAAGUUUGGUAAAGGUGAUUUGAUAGUCAUAACUUAUGAUCCUAAGAAUGAUACAAUGACUUUUACAAAAUAGAAAGUAAUUCAUUUAUUUAGUUAGUUAGACUAAAACAACAUUUAAAUUGGAUGUGCCAAAAUCUGAUAAUAAUCUACAUCCUUGUGUUCUGUUUUAUUAUGCCUUAGACGAAGUUGAAUUUAUAUCAUCUGAAGGAAUAAAUCAAUUGCUUUCAUCUGAUGCAAUAGUUGAAUUAUGA
Messenger RNA from Paramecium octaurelia, 1437 nucleotides. NCBI's taxonomy places the organism in Eukaryota, Ciliophora, Oligohymenophorea, Peniculida, Parameciidae. The record is from the annotation of a GenBank genome assembly.